GAGCUGAUGAGCUCCAACGUGGCUGCAGCUGUGGCUGCCUCCAGGAAGGAGUCCCCGGGCAGACGGGGCCUGGGGGAGGAGCCGACAGGCGCGGGCCCCCCGCUGCGGUGUCGCGUGUGCGGGGACAGCAGCAGUGGGAAGCACUACGGCAUCUACGCCUGCAACGGCUGCAGCGGCUUCUUCAAGAGGAGCGUAAGGAGGCGGCUCAUCUACAGGUGCCAGGUCGGGGCAGGGGUGUGCCCGGUGGACAAAGCCCACCGGAACCAGUGCCAGGCCUGCCGGCUGAAGAAGUGUCUGCAGGAGGGCAUGAACCAGGACGCCGUGCAGAAUGAGCGCCAGCCACGGAGCACGGCCCAGGUCCGCCCGGACAGCGUGGGGUCAGACAAGGAAUUGCAGCUGGAGCCCCGGGGCACCCGCUUGGCCCUGGCAGGGCCCAGUCCACGGGGCCCCAUCCCUGCUUCUGCAGCCAGAGCCCUGGGGCCCGGGGCCUGCACACCUCCAGGGCAACAGCACUUCAUGGCCAGUCUUAUAACAGCAGAAACCUGUGCUAAGCUGGAGCCUGAGGAUGCUGAUGAGAAUAUCGAUGUCACCAGCAAUGACCCCGAGUUCCCCUCAUCCCCAUAUUCCUCUUCAUCUCCCUGUGGCCUGGACAGCAUCCAUGAAACGUCAGCACGCCUGCUCUUCAUGGCUGUCAAGUGGGCCAAGAACCUGCCCGUGUUCUCCGACCUGCCCUUCCGGGAUCAGGUGAUCCUGCUGGAAGAGGCGUGGAGUGAGCUCUUCCUCCUCGGAGCCAUUCAGUGGUCUCUGCCUCUGGACAGCUCCCCGCUGCUGGCCCCAGCUGAGAUGUCCGCUGCUGGCCGCCCCCAGGGCCUCCUGGGGCUGGCCAGUGCCGAGGCUCGCGUCCUGCAGGAAACCGUCUCACGCUUCCGGGCACUGGCCGUGGACCCCACCGAGUUCGCCUGCAUGAAGGCCCUGGUCCUCUUCAAACCAGAAACUCGGGGCCUGAAGGACCCUGAGCAUGUGGAGGCCUUACAGGACCAGUCCCAAGUGAUGCUGAGCCAGCACAGCAAGGCCCACCACCCCAGCCAGCCUGUGAGGUUUGGGAAAUUACUCCUGCUCCUGCCUUCUUUGAGGUUCAUCACUUCUGAACGUGUUGAGCUCCUCUUUUUCCGCAAGACCAUAGGGAAUACUCCAAUGGAGAAGCUCCUUUGUGAUAUGUUCAAAAACUAAUGUAAAUGGAAGUAAAAUGGGUACAGCCACUUGGAAAACAAUCUUUUGGGGCUAAACAUUUGCUGUGACCCAGCCAUUCCACUUGUAGGUAUGUGUACAGAGCAGAAAUGUCCACCACGUAUUCAUAGCAGCUGUAUUCAUCAUAAUAGUCCCAAACUGUACACUGAGAGUAAAACUGAUUAAUACAUUGUGGUUUAUUCAUAUAAUGAAAAACUAAAAAAGUGAACUCUGUGGCAUCUUACUACACUGAUGGACAGUGACUGCAAUGGGGUAUGGGGGGAACUCGAUAAUAUGGGUGAAUGUAAUAAGCACAUUGUUUUUCAUAUGAAACCUUCAUAAGAGUAUAUAUCAACAAUACCUUAAUAAAAAAUAAAAAACGUAAAAAUUAAGAAAAAGUAGUGAUAGCUCUGGGAGAUGCCAGUUAAAUUGGAGGGCAAAACUCCAUGCCUAAAAUAAAGACCAUGGGAACUGCUUUCUUCUGCAAAAAAAAAAAAAAGAAAAAGAGUGAACUACCAAUACAUGUGACGACAUGGAUAAAUCUCAGACAUAAAAGUUGAAGGUACGAGUUCUGCUUACACGAAGCUCAGGAACAGGCGAGACCUGCCGAUGGUGGUAGAAAUCAGAAGAGUGGGUACCUCUGGAGUGGGGGUCGGGUAGUCGGAAGGAGGCCUUAGGGGGCCUCUGGUAUGCUAGAAAUGUUCUUCAUUUUGAUCUGGGUGCUGGUUUCACAAAUUCACUCAUUCAUAAAAAUUAACUGAGCAGCACACUUAAUA
Manis pentadactyla (Chinese pangolin) is the source of this 2003-nucleotide messenger RNA. It is a transcript of the gene NR2E3, whose product is annotated as nuclear receptor subfamily 2 group E member 3. The record is from RefSeq and is a predicted model, not a curated record. Gene Ontology annotation, biological process: positive regulation of transcription by RNA polymerase II; cell differentiation; anatomical structure development. The transcript is spliced from 8 exons. Gene Ontology annotation, molecular function: RNA polymerase II cis-regulatory region sequence-specific DNA binding; nuclear receptor activity; zinc ion binding. Lineage: Eukaryota; Metazoa; Chordata; Mammalia; Pholidota; Manidae. The coding region runs from base 7 to 1230 and encodes 407 amino acids.